This is a messenger RNA of Cuscuta europaea, 837 nucleotides long. The record is from the annotation of a GenBank genome assembly. Lineage: Eukaryota; Viridiplantae; Streptophyta; Magnoliopsida; Solanales; Convolvulaceae.
AAGCAAACCGUUUUAGUCAAAGCUUACAACCCACCCCUCCCAUGCCCACAACGCUUAAAGGGGAAGAGUGACACUGAGGAAUUCAACAAGUUUAUAGACCUCUUUAAACAAGUUCAAGUAAACUUACCAUUCAUGGAGGCGCUGAACCAAAUGCCAAGGUACGCAAAGUUUAUGAAGGAACUCCUCUCCAACAAAAGAAAGUGGGGAGAACCAAAAUCGGUGCUGCUGAAUGAUGAAUGCUCGGCGGCGGUGUUGAAAGAGGUGCCCAAAAAGCUCUAGGACCCAGCUUGCACUCGACCCACGUAAACCAACACGUAUGUGCAUACAAUUGGUUGAACGCUCAGUUAAAUACCCUCGGGGGAUUGCUGAAGACGUAUUGGUUAAAGUGGACAAGUUUGUGAUUCCGGUUGACUUUGUUGUUUUGGAUAUGCCCCAAGAUUUUGAUGUGUCCUUGAUUCUUGGAAGGCUUUUUCUAACCACUGCUCAGGCCCUCAUAGAUGUUGGGGAAGGGAAAUUGAUUUUGAGGGUUAGGGAGGAGAAAGUUACUUUUUGCAUGGUCAAGCUGGCAAAACAAUCCUGUCAAGAUGUUAAUGAGUGCUUUUUGUUAGAUGCCAUUGAUCCACCUGGAGAGGAGGGGGGAACCCCCAUUCCAGUGAAAUACCAGGUCGAAUCCACAAGGAAACGUUGUUUAAUUCAAGUCCGAGAGUAGAUAACUUUAAAUGAAUAAAUGAGUAAAGUGCAGGGAUUUUGAUUUGUGUUUUAUAUUUUUGGUUUUUUUCACGUUUUGUUGAAGAAGAUAAUUGUUAACUAAUUUUGAGUUUAAGAUAAAUAAUAAAA